CGAAACAGCAAACAACUUUUGGCGGCAUCACAUUAACCUAACCUAAACACACACACACACACUCUCUCUCUCUCUCUCUCUCUCUCUCUCUGUGCAUUAUCUUGAGUUCUCAAUUUGUAUUGUAUCCCGAUCUGUCAAGCGCUGUAUUGAAGAAGAGGACAGAAGAGUAAAUGGGAGCUUAUUGCAACGAUGAUCUCACUCUCUCUCCCAAGUACACUUUCGCCUCCUCCCAAGAUCUCAGAUUCUCCAAGCACGUCCAUGACAAUGUCCACGGCAACAUUUAUCUCGAUCCUUUCUCUCUGAAGUUCAUAGAUACUGAAGAGUUUCAAAGGCUUCAUGAUCUUAAACAACUUGGGGUGGCACACAUGGUUUAUCCAGGGGCUGUACAUUCUAGGUUUGAACAUUCUCUUGGAGUGUAUUGGCUUGCUGGUGAGGCGGUUAACAAACUGAAAACUCAUCAAGGCUUGGAGCUUGGUAUUGAGCACUAUGAUAUGCAAACAGUGAAACUUGCAGGACUGUUGCAUGAUGUAGGCCAUGGCCCUUUCAGUCACUUGUUUGAACGGGAGUUUCUUCCUCAGGUUCUCAAGGGCUCUAAAUGGUCUCAUGAGCAAAUGUCAGUGAAGAUGGUAGACCACAUUGUUGAUAGGCACCAUAUUGACAUUGACUCUGGAACCAUUAAAAGAGUUAAGGAAAUGAUACUUGCUAGCUCUGAAUUUGCUCUACCAAAAAGCGCAAAGGAGAAGCAUUUCUUGUAUGAUAUUGUUGCAAACGGUCGCAAUGGAAUCGAUGUUGACAAGUUUGAUUACAUUGUCCGUGACUGCCGAGCAUGUGGUCUUGGAUGCAACUUUCAGUUUCCAAGGUUAUUGGAGACAAUGCGAGUUUUGGGAGACGAGAUAUGCUAUCGGGCUAAGGAUUAUCUUACCGUCCACAAAUUAUUUGCCACUCGUGCCGAUCUGUACAGAACAGUCUAUACACAUGCAAAAGUAAAGGCCAUUGAGUUCAUGGUUGUAGAUGCUUUGUUAAAAGCAAAUGAUUAUCUGGACAUUGCAUCUCAUGUUCUGGAUCCUUCUGAAUACUGGAAGUUAGAUGAUACGAUAUUAAAAACAAUUGAGACAGCUCCAGACCAAGAAUUAAGUGAAGCUAGAGAUUUGAUCCUUCGCAUUCGCAGAAGGGAUUUGUACCAGUUUUGCAAUGAGUAUGCUGUUCCUAAAGACAAAAUGGAAAAUUUCAAAGAGGUCACAGCACAAGAUAUUGUUUGUUCACAGAAAUCGAGUGGAGUGAUUCUUAAAGAAGAAGAUGUUGUUGUUAGCAAUGUCAGGAUCGAUUUGACUCGUGGGAAGAGUAAUCCACUAGAGAGUAUCAAUUUUUUCAAGGAUUAUGAUAGCGAGGAGAAGUUUUCUAUUCCAGAUGAACGCAUAAGCCACUUGCUCCCGACAUCUUAUCAAGAUAUGAUAGUGAGAGUAUACUCCAAAAAGCCAGAACUGGUUGGAGUGCUUUCUGAGGCUUUUGAAAAUUUUCAGCUCAAGACAUACGGGAUCAAAGCACAGGUACAUGCAACACCAGAGACGAAAAAACGGCGCAUAUGAGGACCAUGGAUGCAACUAUGCUGUAAGCUUUUCCCUCUUAAUCCUUUCUGGUAGUUACCGUACGGUUCACAAACCAGUUCUUGGGCGGGAUGGAAAGUCUUCUGUAAGAUGAGAUCUCAUAUUUGGAUGAGUUUUCGUUCUGGUCAUUGUGGGAAAAUUUGAGCCAACUUGAUAUGAUAAACGGGGAUGUAAUCCAGAAGGACGGUGUGAAUCUAUUUAUGUUAUUGGAACCUUUCCAAUAAAGUUCAUUUUACUCUCUCUUCUCA
This is a messenger RNA of Rhododendron vialii, 1852 nucleotides long. RefSeq lists its product as uncharacterized. Gene Ontology annotation, biological process: dGTP catabolic process. The record is from RefSeq and is a predicted model, not a curated record. NCBI's taxonomy places the organism in Eukaryota, Viridiplantae, Streptophyta, Magnoliopsida, Ericales, Ericaceae. Gene Ontology annotation, cellular component: nucleus. The transcript is spliced from 20 exons. Gene Ontology annotation, molecular function: dGTPase activity. Bases 171 to 1586 code for a protein of 471 amino acids.